Messenger RNA from Belonocnema kinseyi, 330 nucleotides. RefSeq lists its product as uncharacterized. Bases 1 to 330 code for a protein of 109 amino acids. The transcript is spliced from 2 exons. The record is from RefSeq and is a predicted model, not a curated record. NCBI's taxonomy places the organism in Eukaryota, Metazoa, Arthropoda, Insecta, Hymenoptera, Cynipidae.
AUGAGAUCGGAUGGGAUGCAAUGGGAUAGGUUGGGAUCGUUUGGGAUCAAAUUGUACCGGAUUGAAUGGGAUCAGAUAAGAUCGGAUGGGAUUGAAUGGGAUGGGAUAGGAUGGGAUUCAUUGGGAUGGGAUGAUGGGAUCGGGUCGGAUAGGAUUGGGAUCGGAUCAGAUAGGAUGAGAUCAGAUCAGAUGGGAUCGGUUCGGAUAAGAUGGGAUCGGAUGGGAUCGGAUGGAAUCGAAUCGUACUGGAUAGAAUGGGAUCGGAUGGGAUGGGAAGAGAUGGGAUCGGAUGGGCUGGGAUGUGAUGAAAUGGGAUGGGAUCGGAAAUGA